This is a messenger RNA of Cyclocybe aegerita, 330 nucleotides long. The record is from the annotation of a GenBank genome assembly. Lineage: Eukaryota; Fungi; Basidiomycota; Agaricomycetes; Agaricales; Hemipholiotaceae.
AUGCCUCGUCGCUCCUUGAAGGCUUCAGGCUUCAAUGUAACAGACAUCGGUUGCUGGGACAAGAAAGUGCACCGCGAACUCGCCUUGCUACAGGCGGAAAUUCAGAAACUCGAGUCUGCGGGUAAUGGGUCUAAUCCUGCGCUUAACUCCAGCGGUACUCGAUCUGGCCGGUGGUUUACUGAGUCUUCUAAAAUUUACUCUGAGACCGUAUUUGAGCACGUGGACGAAUCGCCAACCAAGACGGCCCAUAUCCUGAAAGGCAUGAAGACUGGUCGGUCCUCUUUACGGGGAGUAACUGACCGUCUGUUCUGGGGUAGAUAUUAUUAUUGA